This is a messenger RNA of Blepharisma stoltei, 381 nucleotides long. The record is from the annotation of a GenBank genome assembly. NCBI's taxonomy places the organism in Eukaryota, Ciliophora, Heterotrichea, Heterotrichida, Blepharismidae.
AUGGAUGAGAUAGACUACUAUGAUGAAGAAAUUAGAAUGCUUGAAGAAGAGCUGGAAGAUGAGUUAAAUGAAGAGUAUUGAAGUGAUGAAGAUGAGGAAGAAGCGGAUGAAGGAGACGCAGAAGAACUGCUAAUUGAGGAAAUUAGGUUCUGAGCAGCUAAGCAAAAGGGAGAAGUGCUGGAUAAUUGGGAGCCAAUAUUGGCCGCUCAUUCAGCCCGAUCAAUUGAAAUCGAAAUUGGGGUAGCAAGAUCAGGGGUAGCAAAGGAAGCAACGGAAGAGGCACUAAUGGAAGAACUAAACCAAAAACCAACCCAAAAACCAAUCCAAAAACUAGCCCAAAAACCAACCCAAAAAUCAACCCAAAAGCCAAACAAAAAAUAA